Molecule: messenger RNA, 456 nt
Organism: Saccharomyces eubayanus
Lineage: Eukaryota; Fungi; Ascomycota; Saccharomycetes; Saccharomycetales; Saccharomycetaceae
Gene: DID4
Product: ESCRT-III subunit protein DID4
Exons: 1
Coding region: 1-456 (151 amino acids)
Biological process (GO): late endosome to vacuole transport; endosome transport via multivesicular body sorting pathway; protein transport
Cellular component (GO): multivesicular body; ESCRT III complex
Source: RefSeq, a predicted model, not a curated record
AUGAAAGCUCAACUUCAAGCCAUAUCAUUAAGAAUCCAAGCUGUUCGAAGUAGUGACCAAAUGACCCGCUCGAUGAGCGAGGCAACUGGUCUAUUGGCAGGGAUGAACAGAUCUAUGAAUUUGCCUCAGUUACAAAGGAUAUCGAUGGAGUUCGAGAAGCAAAGUGAUUUAAUGGGCCAAAGACAAGAAUUCAUGGAUGAAGCUAUUGAUAACGUCAUGGGUGAUGAGGUAGAUGAAGAUGAAGAAGCAGAUGAAAUCGUAAAUAAGGUCUUGGAUGAGAUUGGAGUAGAUUUGAAUUCACAGUUGCAGAGCACACCUCAAAACUUGGUUUCUAACGCGCCAGUUGCAGAAACAAUCGUAGGAAUUGCUGAACCUAUUGGAGCAGGAUCCGACUCUCAUGGAAAUCCUGAUGAUGAGCUACAAGCUCGAUUAAACACUUUGAAAAAGCAGACUUAG